AUGAAGCUCUCCUCCGCCGUCCUCGCCACCCUGGCCGCCUCCGUCUCCGCAGUCGAAGUCGAUUACUUCAAAACUCGCGCCAACUGCUCGAAUGGAGCCGUCCGUAACAGCCUAACCAUCCCAGAUGGCAGCUCAGGCGCGACAUGCUACAAGUUCACCACCUCAGCCCAGGCGGUGCGGUUUGGCAAGAAUGGGGGCACGCAGGUUGCCAGUGGCUGCAACUUGAUCGGCUUCAGCGACGCAUCGUGCGGAACGAUGGUUACGCUGCAAGUUACCGGCCCAAGCGAUGCGGGACAAUGUUACAGCACGGCGGGCUCGGAUGUCGUUGGCAGCUUCUACUACAUCUGCGGCCUCUCACUUCCAACGUCGGAGUAG
Molecule: messenger RNA, 375 nt
Organism: Saxophila tyrrhenica
Lineage: Eukaryota; Fungi; Ascomycota; Dothideomycetes; Mycosphaerellales; Extremaceae
Exons: 2
Coding region: 1-375 (124 amino acids)
Source: RefSeq, a predicted model, not a curated record